AGUGACGACAUCGCGUUGGAGCGUUCCUUCAGCGUGCGGCACAGAGCAGCUUGUUACCUGCACGGGGACGGUGAGACAUGGCGAGCUGGUGUGUUCGAGCGGUGCGACAGAGCUACUGUGUGGUGGCGUCACCUGCGCUCCUCAGAGCGUCUCCCCGGUUGUUAUGCACGGCCACGAAGCAGAAGAAUGGCCACGGACCGGAGGACGAGGCCGAGAAGCCGGAGCAGAGCUCAGCUGAGAAGGUCCUGACGGAGGAGAAGACACAGCUGGAGGAGCAGCUGAAGGAGAUGACGGAAAAGUACAAGCGGGCCUUAGCCGACACAGAGAACCUCAGGACGAGGAGUCAGAAGAUGAUAGAGGACUCUAAACUCUACGGGAUCCAGGGUUUCUGUAAGGACCUGCUGGAGGUGGCUGACAUUUUGGAGAAGGCCACAGAGAGUGUUCCUAAGGAGGAGGUGACGAGCCAGAACCCUCACCUGAAGAACCUGUACGACGGCCUGGUGAUGACCGAGGUCCAGAUCCAGAAGGUGUUCACCAAACACGGCCUCCUCAAGCUCAACCCAGACGGCCAGAAGUUCGACCCGUACGAGCACGAGGCGCUCUUCCACGCCCCCGUGGAGGGGAAGGAGCCGGGCAGCGUCGCCGUGGUAACCAAAGUUGGCUACAAGCUGCACGGUCGCACGCUCAGACCGGCGUUGGUGGGCGUGGCCAAAGCCCCCUAGAGUCUGUGAUGUAACUGUGACAGAGUGAGGUUUGUUUUGAUGCCUGAGCGAUGGAGGAGCUCAGGUACAGCAGACUGGUCAGGUCAGCCCGACACACUUUUACCCACAAUCCUUUACUUUCAUCAGCCGCCCCGAGGCCUCAGGACGGGAAUCACAUCGAGCAGGACUCUCUGGACCAGCUCCACCCGCUUUAAGAUGCACAGUUUGAGUUAAUUCAGAGGAUCAUCAUAAACAUUCAGAGGACGAGAGGCUGAGACAAAUCCAGCUGUGCUGAGUCUCACCUGCUGCUGUCAUUCCUGUCUUUAGUCUCAAACUCUCAUCACCUUACCUGUGUCUCUCUCCAUGUGUGUGGGGUUUAAUAAAUCCAGUGAAUCAAGUCUGUAGUACGUAAAGACCGGUCUGAGAUGUUACUGAGGCGGCUCUCUGCACUGCACUCACCUGUGAGGCUGCUGGGAGGUGGCUCUGUGACGUCCACGGUUAGGCUCACCUGUGCAGGACGCUGCUGUGAAAACAUUAGAGCAUGUGUGGAUCAUCAGAACCAUCAGUUUCAGAAUAAAGUGACCAACUUUAAAAA
This is a messenger RNA of Notolabrus celidotus (New Zealand spotty), 1296 nucleotides long. RefSeq names its product GrpE-like 1, mitochondrial (gene grpel1). Lineage: Eukaryota; Metazoa; Chordata; Actinopteri; Labriformes; Labridae. The transcript has 4 exons. The record is from RefSeq and is a predicted model, not a curated record. Gene Ontology annotation, biological process: protein folding; protein import into mitochondrial matrix. Gene Ontology annotation, cellular component: PAM complex, Tim23 associated import motor. Gene Ontology annotation, molecular function: adenyl-nucleotide exchange factor activity; protein homodimerization activity; protein-folding chaperone binding. The coding region runs from base 78 to 722 and encodes 214 amino acids.